Syngnathoides biaculeatus (alligator pipefish) is the source of this 1237-nucleotide messenger RNA. It is a transcript of the gene mtx3, whose product is annotated as metaxin 3. Gene Ontology annotation, cellular component: SAM complex. Gene Ontology annotation, biological process: mitochondrion organization. NCBI's taxonomy places the organism in Eukaryota, Metazoa, Chordata, Actinopteri, Syngnathiformes, Syngnathidae. The record is from RefSeq and is a predicted model, not a curated record. The transcript has 8 exons. The coding region runs from base 40 to 1050 and encodes 336 amino acids.
GACGUCAGCGAGCGAGCGACCGCCUUCCUCGGAGCAAACAUGGCGGCCGCCAUGCAGCUACGAUGCUGGGGUGGCGACUGGGGCCUGCCGUCGGUCCACAACGAGUCCCUGGUCGUCCUGGCCUAUGCCAAAUUUUCCGGGGCCAAAGUGAACGUUUCUCCCAUCGACUGGACAUGGAAAACUCUGACAGCGACGGUGCCCGAGCUGGUCUGUGGCGACACGUCAGUGAAAGAACCCUCACAGAUUCUCAACUUCCUGCGAAAGCAGAGGUUUAACGCCGACUACGAGCUGAGCGCCCGUCAAGGCGCCGACACCAUGGCGUACAUCGCUCUCCUCCAGGAGAAACUGCAGCCCGCACUGUUGCACACUUUCUGGCUGGACGCGGAAAACUACGGCAGCGUGACACGGCCGUGGUUUGCCUCGCGGUCGCCGUUCCCCCUGAAUUUCCUCGUGCCCGGUCGCCACGCCGACAGCGCCCGCUCCCGCAUCCUGCUGACCAGAGGGGAGUCGCGGCAGUGCAGAAUCACCGAGCUGGAAGGAAAGGUAAAGAAAGGAGGCUUCAAAAAUUUUAAAACUACGUUAAAAAAAAAAACAGAAUUUGUACUCGUUAUAUUGUCCCCGCUGUAUCAGCUGUACGGUGACGCCAAGGAGUGCCUGAAUCUACUCUCCUACAGACUGGGAACAGCAAGCUACUUCUUUGGAAACUUGCCGACCAGCCUGGACGCUUUUGUGUUCGGGUUUGUGGCGCCGCUGCACAAGGCCCGCCUCCCCAACAGCCCCCUGCAGAGCCACCUCAGGCAGCUGGAGAACCUCACGCACUUCUGCGACAACAUCCUGGCAGACUAUUUCAACUCCGCACAGCCGUGUCUUCCCCCAUCUGUUCAGGAAACAAUGGACGCCAACCUCCAGAAACUAACUCAGCUUGUAAACAAAGAGUCCAACUUGAUAGAAAAGAUGGAUGACAACCUUCGCAGCAGCCCUCAGCACAAACCUCACCGGCCAGAGCCCAAACCCGGUCUGCUCGUGGAAAAAAGCUCAGCACCUGCCUAACUCGUGACCUCUGACCUUUCCCCCCUACCACACCCUACGCAUAAUCCUGCCUUCUGAGCGGAGGGAAGACCACCUCGUAGGUAACUGACCGUGUUUAGAAAAAAAAACCCUAGCAGCAAUUUGAAAGUCAUGAUGAUGGCUUUCAAAGAUGUCUGUGCGAAAGAGGAGAAUGUACGGCAAAAUCUCG